AUGAUUUUGUCGAAACGAUGGCGGACUAUCUGGACAGAGGUUCCAAGACUCGAGUACGAAGACAUUGUGAGCAAUACUAAUAGUGAACAGAAGAGCGUUUGGUGGUUUCUUGAGAAGUCGUUGCAACUUCAUAAGGCACCUAUACUAGAAAGCUUGUGUAUCCAACUUAAAGAAAUAUGCCCUACUAACGUUGAUGUAGCAAAAUUGGUUGCACAAGCAGUUGAUCGUUCAUUGCGCAGGCUUCUAUCAAAUUGUCCUGUUCUCAGAAUUUUGCUCGUGAUACGAUCUGAAGAAGAUGGCAAUGUGAAAAAGUAUACUGUCAAAGUGCCUUCUUUAGAGGAAUUCACCUACCUCUAUAAAAGGCCAUUAUCACUAGCGGAAAAUACUAGUCACAAUCGGAAGGAGUUCUUUUUUGAAGUUCAGUGCAAACUGUGGGUGAGUCAACAAGAUAGUGUCAUUCCUCAAUCGUUUCCUUGGGAGAGCUCAUCACAAGUCCCUGUCUUCAGCACUCAAUGUACAGAAACUUCAAGUUUCUGUGAAGAGUCAUCUACACAGCGCAAAGAAAGAAAGAAAUGGACUCCUUCUGAUGAUCUUGUGCUCAUAAGCGCCUGGUUAAACACCAGUAAGGAUCCUGUCGUGAGCAAUGAGCAGAAAGCAGGCACAUUCUGGAACCGCAUUGCAGCCUACUAUGCAGCUAGUCCGAAGGUGGAAAGUGGAGAUAAGCGAGGAGCUCUUCAAUGCAAGCAAAGGUGGCAGAAGAUCAACGAUCUUGUCUGCAAGUUCUGUGGUUCCUAUGCGGCUGCGACAAGACAGAAAACAAGUGGUCAGAGUGAGAGUGAUGUUGUGAAACUCGCACAUGAAAUUUUCUUCAAUGAUCAGAAGAUUAAAUUCAACCUUCACCAUGCUUGGGAGGAGCUCCGCUAUGACCAGAAAUGGUGUGAGCAUGCUAGUAGUAAGCUUGGUGGAAGCGCUAAGAAGAGAAAAUGCGAGGAUGGAGCAGAAACAGAAAGCUCUCAAGCUACUAUCAAUGUCGAUAAUCUACCUACCAAACGGCCUGCUGGUGUUAAGGCUGCGAAAGCAGCUUCUGCAAAGAAACCAAUAGUAGAUAAGGAGGCUGAUGAGAAGUUUGGCAAGUUGUGCUCAAUUAAAGAGAAAGACCUUGUCUUGACAGAGAGAGUUUCCAAAAUGAGACUGCUUGACAGUCUCAUUACAAAAAAAGAACCACUUUCUGAAAAAGAAGAAGCACUGAAGAGUAAGCUUCUUACAGAGAUGCUGGAUGCUCCAUAAUAUGAUG
Molecule: messenger RNA, 1294 nt
Organism: Brassica napus (rape)
Lineage: Eukaryota; Viridiplantae; Streptophyta; Magnoliopsida; Brassicales; Brassicaceae
Product: glutathione S-transferase T3-like
Exons: 4
Coding region: 1-1287 (428 amino acids)
Source: RefSeq, a predicted model, not a curated record